Impatiens glandulifera is the source of this 1458-nucleotide messenger RNA. RefSeq names its product protein BIG GRAIN 1-like B. The transcript has a single exon. Gene Ontology annotation, biological process: auxin-activated signaling pathway. The coding region runs from base 191 to 1336 and encodes 381 amino acids. NCBI's taxonomy places the organism in Eukaryota, Viridiplantae, Streptophyta, Magnoliopsida, Ericales, Balsaminaceae. The record is from RefSeq and is a predicted model, not a curated record.
AGCUUUCAUUACCAAAAUCUGACAAUGUCUCUCUCUCUCUACCCAUCAAAAACCACCAUUAUCGUCCUUUUAAAGCUCUCCAAACAGUACUUCGCAUGACAGUUUCCUUUAAUCUCCCCCCCUCCCUUCAAACCCUAAUCUCUCAAAAACCAACCAUUCUAUAUAAAAACCUCAAUCCAUCCAUCCAUCCAUGGAUCAUAAACAAUACAAAUCUCUCAAACUCAAAGAUAAUCGAUACCCACAAAACCCCUCCACUUUCUCAUCCACAUUACUCGACGCCAUUUACCGUUCAAUUGACGACGAUACCCACGGCGCAGGCGCCGGAGAACACACGAUGGUUUACAGAGAAACCAAGAAACAGACUUGCUCUGGUUUUGAAUACGAAGAUGAGGUUAUGGCGAAACAUCGUCGUUCUCGUCUCAUCGAGAAAUGGAUGGAGAAGAAGAAGGUAACCCAGACUGAGAAAAUCGUUAUUCGCCGGAGAUCUGUGCCGGAUUUUGAUCGGAAUCCAUGGGGGUUAACUCAUUCAAGCUCUAGCUCUUCCGAUUCAAGCUCCGGCGGUGGAUUCUCUUCGUCGGAAACAGAGUCGAUCUACGGAUAUCCUCCUCCGACGAUGAAGCUAAAUCCAUUGAGGACGAUGCCGGCGACGGCGAGUAAAACUGAGGAAUUUCAGAAACAGAGAAAAUCAAACAAAACCCAUGAUAGUAAAUCAAAGGCGGUUAUGAAGAUCUUUAACGAUUUAAAAAAGGCGAAGAAACAACCAAUCUCUCCCGGAGGUCGUCUGGCAAGUUUUCUUAACUCUCUCUUCACUGCAAAUAAAUCAAAAUCCGACGAGAACACGCCGGCGACGGCGACGGCGACUGAAUCAAAAUCCGGGCAUGCUUCAACUUGUUCAUCGGCUUCAUCAUUCUCUCGAUCAUGUUUAAGUACAGGAUCAUCGAAAACAGCUAAGAGAUCUGUACGAUUCAAUGUCGACGAUGAUUAUCAACCUUAUUCCCGACAAAAAUCCUCGUACAAUAACAGCAACAACAACGUAAAUAUUCCGAAAAACACCAUAAAAAAUGAAGUCAAGAUUCAAAUAAUGGAAAAGAUGUAUCAUCAUCAACAUCAAUAUAAUCAUAAGAUGAGCCAUGAAGAUGUUGAAAUGGGUAUUGAAGAUCAUGAAGAAGAAGAUGAUGAUGAUGCUGCAAGCUACGCAAGCUCGGAUCUUUUUGAACUUGAUAAUCUUUCAUCAAUUGGAAAUGGAAUCAUCGAUAGAUAUUGCAAAGAAUUGCCUGUGUAUGAAACAACCCAUGUUCAUACUAAUCGAGCCAUUGCUAAUGGCUUGAUUGCUUAAUUAAUUAAUUAGCUGUUGUUUAAUUUCAUCUUUUAGUUUAUAAGUAUUGGUGUGGGGGUUUACCUUAACAAGAAAUUUAAGUCUUUUGUGUUCUUCUUCUACUAAGUUUUUCUUGUUUUUUU